UCUCUUCUUGCCACUGUAAAGGGCAUACCAUGCUUCUUAAACAAGAAUAAUGGAAUGAGAGCCUGCCAAUGUGUCCUCACCUCACUCUACUAACCUUAAUCAUGCUGUUGCUCCCUUCUACAUGUUAUUAAGCUUCCUGUGCUUCCAUCAUGGACAGAACUCGUCAACAGAGCAAAUAACUGAAUACCCUUCCUUUCUUUCUCAGCUAAAAGAGCUUUCAAUCUGCUCGGCCAACUUGUUGGAGACAACAUGAUCCCUCCAGCUCCUUCCAAAAUACUCAUUGGCAUCUCGUUAGACCCAGAUCACAGCAUUGAGCUCCUUUCAUGGGCAACUAGUGUUCUAGCUCAAUCAAAUGACACCAUUGUUGCCAUUCAUGUUCUUGAAACAGUUGGUGAGGAGUCAAAGAAGAGCGAAUUAAUAAAGAAAAAACAAUGGCAGAUUCGACAAGCAAAAGCACAUAUUAUAUCUGUUCUUGGAGAAUUUGCCAGGACAUGCCAGUCUAAGCAGAUAAAUUUGGAGGCUAGAGUAGGAUUUAGCUCUGAUAUUGCUAGAGUUCUAAUCGAGGAAGCAAAAUCCAUUUCGGCUGAUUAUCUUCUUCUUCGUGGCUCGAGAAACCGAUCAAAUAGAACUUGGCAUGAAGUUAUAAGGUAUUGUUUUGAGCAUGCCCCAGAAACCUGCACAGUACUUUCAUUAGGGAAAUGUGAACCACAGAAGAAUGCAGCAACUAUAAAAGAAAAUCUUCAACUAAGUUCAUGGUGGUUGAGCAAGAACGCUGAUGGUAACACUCGUAGUGGUAGCACUUCCUCCACCAUUGAAAAUCACAUCAACUCAGAAACAAAGAAACAGAACUCUUCACCAAGAACUGUAUUAUAUCAACUUGAAGCAGAAUCUCACGGUACAGAAGAUGAUACCUUAAGUUUCGGAGACUCAAGCACUACAGAGUCCCCUUCUCUGGCUACCAAUAUCAAUGGUCGAUCAAAGACAAAGAAGCAAAUAUCUACCUGUAAACUUAUCUCCUCAAUUUUUGCUUCACCAAUGAGAAAAAGAAAUAGGAUCUUUUUGACCAAAGAAAAGCAGCAGCCUUUGUUAAAGUGCUUCACCUUUGAGGAGAUUGCCAAUGCAACAAAUAACUUCCACCCAGACAAUAUAGUCGGUAGAGGCGGGUAUUCAGAAGUAUAUAGAGGUGAUCUUUCUGACGGGAGAGCUAUCGCGGUAAAGAUGCUAGCCAAGGACAACAGGGAUGCUUCAAAAGAGAAAGAGUUCCUCAUGGAAUUGGGCAUUAUUGGGCAUGUUUUCCAUCCCAAUACAGCAAUCUUACUUGGGUGCUGUAUUGAAAAUGGACUCUACCUGAUUUUCAAUUUCUCUCAGAAUGGAAAUUUGGCAUCUGCGUUGCACGGUAAAACAGGUGAGUCACUUCAGUGGCCAAUACGAUACAGGAUUGCCCUUGGAGUGGCUAGAGGUCUGCAUUAUCUGCACAAAUGCUGCAAGCACCGAAUAAUACAUCGAGACAUAAAAGCCUCUAAUGUUCUUCUAGGGCCUGAUUAUGAGCCGCAGAUAACUGAUUUUGGGCUUGCAAAAUGGCUUCCUAACAAGGUGACUCACCAUGCUGUGAUUCCAAUUGAGGGUACAUUUGGAUACUUAGCACCAGAGUACUUCAUGCACGGAAUUGUGGAUGAGAAAACUGAUGUUUUUGCAUUUGGAGUUCUUCUUUUGGAGAUCGUAACGGGCCGUAGGCCUGUGGACUCGUCGAAGCAAAACCUUCUCUUAUGGGCAAAACCUCUAAUGGAAUCUGGAAACAUCACGGAACUAGCUGAUCCAGAACUGGAAGGGAAAUUUGAUUCAGAACAAGUGCAUAGAGUUGUUCUAACAGCUUCAUAUUGUGUGAGAGAAUCCUCUACAUGGCGUCCAUCAAUGAGUGAGGUGUUAGAGCUUCUAACCAGUGGGCAUGACUCUGAAGUUGCAAGAAGCUGGAGGAUGCCAAAGUUUACAUCUGAUGAGUUAGAUGAUUACUCCAUGAUUUUUGGAUAUGAGGUUCCAGUCGAUAUUGCAUUGGAGGAUUAUUUGUAAGCAGGCAUUCUUUUUAUUUCCUUUUUUUUUUUUUUACUGUCUUAGGUUUGUUUGUGACAAGAAAGAAACAAAUAUAGUUUAAUAUAUAACAGGAAAGAAAAAGGCUUUUCUUCAAGUUCUAUGUAACUUAUGUAUUUUUUUUAUUAGUGCUGUUGCUAGGAUUAAUGCUGUCAGGAGUGGAAAUUCUUUUUACCUCUUUAUUA
Molecule: messenger RNA, 2270 nt
Organism: Populus nigra (black poplar)
Lineage: Eukaryota; Viridiplantae; Streptophyta; Magnoliopsida; Malpighiales; Salicaceae
Product: probable receptor-like serine/threonine-protein kinase At5g57670
Exons: 10
Coding region: 250-2067 (605 amino acids)
Biological process (GO): protein phosphorylation
Molecular function (GO): ATP binding; protein kinase activity
Source: RefSeq, a predicted model, not a curated record